Lymnaea stagnalis (great pond snail) is the source of this 2731-nucleotide messenger RNA. Lineage: Eukaryota; Metazoa; Mollusca; Gastropoda; Lymnaeidae. The record is from the annotation of a GenBank genome assembly.
GCAGUCUUCUUUAGUUUAGUGAACAAACAAUAGUAAAACAAUAUAAAAUUAAAACUUAGCUGCAAUAUAGUAUCUGCUUAUUAAAAGUUAUUUAACCCUAACUCUAACUGGGUGGCCAAGACUGGUCUAAAGUCUAAACUGAGCCAAUCAUAAGAUUAUUUAAAAAAAGACCUCCGAAUAGUAUAGCAUUUAGUCUAAAGGGACCAGGGUCCAAAUAGCGGCAAAAAACAUCACCCCGGGUGGAUAGGACUCAUUAAUCUUGGAUGGCAUCUCAUCUAAGAGAAGAAAACUCUGAAUUCAAACCCGGAGAUAGAUUCCCUUAGGCUGAAAACAUUGACACAAUGAAACAUUCUGACAACGCCACUGGUGCCAAGCUGUAUCAUCCACAUAUGAUUAUAAUGUUCCCUUUGUUUAUCCACCGGCGUGAAGGGAGAUGAUUUGCUGUGUAGGAACAAGCUUAUAAUCCUAAAAAAAAGAAUAAUCCCAUGCCUUGUGGAUUUCGUCCUGAAAUGUCUACACCAAUAUCACAUUGUGACGAACAGACGCCAGCAAAAAAAAAAAACUGGUCUUUUUAAUAACUUAAAAAUAUUUUAAUGUAUAGCCUAAUAAUAAUAACCCAUACAUAAUGUCAUAUGCAUAACUUAAAUUUAAUUAAUUAAAUUAAUGAUUCAUGUCAUUAAAUAAAUUAAUUACAAUAGGCCUUAAGAUUAACUUGUAAAAUAAGGUAGUCCUCUAUAUUUUUGUUUGCUGCUAGCAAGUAUGUAAGUAGGGCUACUUUUACAAUAACUAUAAAUUUGUAGAUUUUAAAUUUGAAUAUGUAGCCCAUUUAAUACAACAGCUCCAAUUUUAUAUACUAUGCAUACAGUAACUAUGCAUAUUAUGUCUGUCAUUCACAGAUGAAAUUUAAAAGAUAAGAAGAUGGAUAUUACAAGAGUUGGUCAUUUGGCAGCAGCAACAGCUUCAACUCAGGUGGUGAGAAUAGUUCACAUCUCUGAUACACAUCUCGGACACAAUGCUUUGACACCACCUCGACCUAUCAGUGGGAAUAUUUCUAUACGCAGAAGCAACAGCAAUGAUACGCCCAAUCAGAUUGUUGAUGAGAAGGGGAUUGAUGCCUUUGAAAGGAGAUCAAAUUCUUUCCUUGAAUCCAGUGAUGAUACUUUUCAUAAAGGUGGCGUAUUUCUUAGCAAUCUGAGGAGAUCUUACUCAAGUAUUUAUGAAAUUCCAUGUGGUGACAUUCUUGUCCAUUCCGGUGAUUUUGACUGGUCAAAAAUUUCUGGGGGGCUCUUUCGCUCUGACAACUUUGAGGAGAUUGUGCAACUAAUGAAUGACUUUUUUGAUAGAUUUCCACAUAAAAUAAAACUGUUUGUAGCUGGUAACCAUGAGAUGUCUCUUGAUGGGAAAAAAAUUCAAACUGUUCAAGAACGCCUGAUAUCAGCUACCUAUCUCUACAACUCUUCUUUUAUAUAUGAAGGCAUCCACUUCUAUGGUGCACCUUAUUCACCUUUCAGACUGAUGACCAACGCUCGUGGAUUUAUUUGCAACUCAAGAAAAAUAGCCGCUCAUUGGCGAGACAUACCCUCGAAAACUGAUGUCCUGAUUACCCACACUCCUCCACAUGGCAUACUUGAUCUUGCCACUGACUGGUCCACUCGUAAAAUUCCCACAUUAAUACAUGCUAUACAUCGAGUGGUGCCCAGCUCUACUUGUGAAACUUGUGGUAUGGAACACCCAGGCAGAAGUCACUGGGGCUGUCCUCAUCUGAGGGAGGAAGUUCUCAUAAGAAUCAAGUAAGUAACAGAUUACACUGGUGGUUACUCUCACUCUCAGUCACUAAAUAGAGAAAAAAUAUAUAUUUAGGCUUAUUUGAUGUUUCAGCUUGAUGCCAUCCUUAGCCACUCCUGAUUUUAAACUUUAAAUGCAGAUCAAACUUUUAUUGAAAUUUGAGUGUAACAUAAAUGUUAAAGUUGUGAAGUAUAGGUUGUAUGUUGUUUGUUUCCCAUCAGUGCUUACAGUUUUAUAUAAUUUUUGUUUUUAUCCAUUAGAGCUGAGGCUUGAGAAUAGUAAUUUAAAUUUAUAUUGUGUUAGAAGUAUUUUGAUGCCAAAAGGUGCUUUUUAAAAAAUCAGAAUUGCAAAUAUACUACAGAUGAACACAUUAUACUAGGCUCUGAAACAACCAACACAUUAUACAUGGCUCUGAAACAAACAACACAUUAUACGCGGCUCUGAAACAAACAACACAUUAUACCAGGCUCUGAAACAAAUGUUCAUUCAAUUAUUUUUAUCUUCCUAGGCCACACCUUCACCUAUUUGGACACGUCCAUGAAGCCAAUGGUAGUCUAAGUAAGAAAGGAAUAACAUUUUCCAACUCAGCAUAUGCCUCUUUUAAACGGCCACAUGUCUUUGAUUACUUUACUGCCUCAUGAGUCCAAGAAUACUGUUUUGUAGAGGGUACCAAUGUCAACUGUUAGAUAAUAUUAUAUAUGUUACUAUUUAUUAUAUUGUUGACAGUAACACAUAUCAAUGCAGUAGCUGAAAGACAUUUUUUUUUCUAUUUUACUUUUUUACCAUCACAAACUACUAUUAGGAUUGACACCUAUUCACAUAAAUAGGUCUCUGGUUCCCUUAGAUAGAUCAUGUUACUAAUGUUCUUGUCAAUUAUUUUGUUUACUGGCCUAAUUUUGCUAUUUUAUUUACCUCAACAAGCUGAUAACAAUUUGAUAACUCGACC